Messenger RNA from Suncus etruscus (white-toothed pygmy shrew), 2281 nucleotides. RefSeq names its product zinc finger AN1-type containing 4 (gene ZFAND4). Lineage: Eukaryota; Metazoa; Chordata; Mammalia; Eulipotyphla; Soricidae. The coding region runs from base 29 to 2137 and encodes 702 amino acids. The transcript is spliced from 9 exons. Gene Ontology annotation, molecular function: zinc ion binding; protein binding. The record is from RefSeq and is a predicted model, not a curated record.
UUCCAGAGGAUUUAGAAAAGUCAAAGUGAUGGAUAAUAAAAAGGAGCCUCCAUUCUUUAAUGAAGAAAAUGUAGGACCAUUUUGCUACAAACUUCCUUUUUAUGAUACUAUGGAGCUCUUCAUUGAAACAUUGACUGGAACAUGCUUUGAACUGAGAGUUUCACCUUUUGAAGCUGUUAUUUCUGUGAAAGCAAAAAUUCAAAAAUUAGAAGGUAUUCCCAUCUGCCAGCAGCACUUAAUUUGGAAUAACUUGGAACUUGAAGAUGAAUAUUGCUUGAAUGAUUACAACAUUUCAGAAGGUUGUACCUUGAAGCUGGUGUUGGCCAUGCGUGGUGGACCUAUAAAUACUAGAAGAGUUCCUAUGGAAGAACCACUUAGGGAAAUGGCUGAAUAUAUGGAUUCCAAUCGAGAUGAGGUCUGUGAGAAGACCUCUUGCAAUAAACAAGUCACAUUUUUGGUAUACCGAGAAGGAGAUCAAUUGAAUUUCUUUCGUGUAGUACAUAGAGGAGAUGGCACAUUAACACCAUUAUCUGAAUCUCUAAGUGGUGGUUCAGUGUAUAAUUUGUAUACUGAUGAGGAUGAAGAAACUGAGCACUCUCCUUCUGGGCAUCAAAUCAUUGAAAAUUCAAUUACUAUGAAUAAGAUGAAGCUGCUGAAGAACAAAAUGGAGAACAUGAAUCUGAGCAAAAAGCCUAAGAAAACUGUCAAGGUAAAACCUCGUCCACCUAUAGCUUCUCGACCUUCUAGUAGUUCCACUUCAACUGCUCGCCACAGAUUGUUAAGGGUUCUUCCUCAUAUUGGGCAAUCUUAUUUAUCUUCUGGGAAUACAUAUCUCCCCGAAACAUCCAGGAAUGUAGUUUCAAGUGUGCCUGCUGCUGAUAAACCUGUAUCAUCUAUUACUAGUGAUUUUCUCAAUGAAGAUGAUAACUUUAAAAGUAACAGACUGUCUCAUUCCAAUAGUAGUAUAAAACUACCAUCCCAGUUGCCUCCCGUGAAGUUUGAAAAUGAUAAGAAGCUUUCAGAUUCUAUUCUUCAUUUUGGGUCAUCCUUGCCAAGGAAGAUAAAACACCUCCCAGGAAAUUUGUCGUCUAGUACUGAAAAUGACACUGUUUUAUUUCCAAGUUCAGAAAAACAUACAGCUCAAGACUCACUUUUACCAUUUGCAGAAGGAAUCCCAAAUGAACAGAUCAAUGACUUAGAAAGUACACAGAAGGUAAAUCCAGAGUUCUUACUCAGUAAUGGUGAUAAUGGGUUGAAAACGACAGAGCAGCAAUUUAAAAAUGUUGCAAGAGUGCUGAAUGGUGAAUCAGUAGAGACUACAGUUCUUAACCACCGAGAAUUAAGUCCUCACAAAAAUAGACGCUUGUCACCUCUUCACUGUGCUACAUCAAUGUCUCUACAUAAUUCUCUGGUGAAAUCACAGAGACAACCCAAAUGUUUUGAUUCUGGGAACAUCCAAUCUUCUGCUUCACAAAACUUGCUUCGAUCAUUGGAUAUUAGAAAUGUAACUGAUUCUUCUCUCUCUAGGACUACUCGUUUACGAGCUGUUAAAGUUGACUCACCUGGGAAAAGACCUGAUAUUAUUUCUAAGGUAGAGGCUCGAGAUAUCACAGAAAUGGCUAACAAAGCUUCCAAAGAGCCCGUUGGUUGUAUAAAUAAUAUAGGUUUUCUUGCUUCGCUGGCCCGGAGUUCAAGCAGAGACAAUUUACAGAGCUCACAUGGUGUAGGAAGGCUUCGGACCUCUCGAAUUGCAUUGCCCACAAACCUUCCACAUUUUCAGGAAGAAAAUUGUAGGAAGACUUCUCCCCCAUUAGAAUCUACAGAUUUUUUUCUAUCUGCCCGUGGUACUGGAAUGAAUGGAAAUAAUACAGCAACAGGGAAAAGAGUAGAAUGUGCCCAUCAUCUACCACCUGUGAAAGCCCCUAUUCAGACAAAAAAGAAAACAAGGCAUUGUUUUCACUGUGGAAAGAAAACUGGACUAGCUACCAGCUACGAAUGCAGAUGUGGAAACAACUUCUGUGCAUCUCAUCGCUAUGCAGAAACUCACGGCUGCACCUAUGAUUACAAAAGUGCAGGGAGGAGAUACUUACAGGAGGCAAAUCCUGUGGUUAAUGCACCCAAACUUCCGAAAAUCUAACUCUUCUUGCUCUGCAUCUAACUGUUCUGCCAAAGGAAUGUAUUACAGUUACAGAGAAAUAUUUAGACAGCAUUAUUUUUGUUUGACUCCUAAAGAGUUCCAUAUAACAAAAGCAUUGUGUUGUACAAUGAAAAUGCUACUGUG